Leucoraja erinaceus (little skate) is the source of this 4847-nucleotide messenger RNA. RefSeq names its product toll-like receptor 13. The record is from RefSeq and is a predicted model, not a curated record. Gene Ontology annotation, molecular function: protein binding; transmembrane signaling receptor activity. Gene Ontology annotation, cellular component: membrane. NCBI's taxonomy places the organism in Eukaryota, Metazoa, Chordata, Chondrichthyes, Rajiformes, Rajidae. Gene Ontology annotation, biological process: toll-like receptor signaling pathway; inflammatory response; immune response.
UCGACUCUUAACCCCUGACACCCGUACUAAUCAACUAAGAAACUGCCUUAACCCAUUGACUUGGCCUCCACAGCCGUCAGUGGCAGAGAAUUCCACAGAUUCACCACCCUCUGGCUAAAGAAAUUCCUCCUCGUCUCCUUUCUAAAGGAACGUCCUUUUAUUCUGAGGCUGUGACCUCUGGUUCUAAACUCUCCCACUAGUGGAAACACCCUCUCCACGUCCACUCUGUCCGGGCCAUUAAUGUUCCUCAAUUUUCGUGAGAUCACAAACGUCUCUAGAUCAGUCGUCAAAACGAAACUGCCGUCUGUAGAUGGGCGCUUCCCCAAUUUGUCCGAAACCAUAAUUCGACGAGACGCCGCGGGAGAACACUUGUUCGCAAGAGAGUCUCACGUUUUAUUUUAAAACAGCGAAACAACCUUCAAUGGCAGAAGCUGGACACUAAAAAGCAGGGCCAGGCACCUCUGGAGAGAAGGAAUAGGUGAGACCGUUCUACGGCUGGUACUCAGCUAGUCUCUAGUGCUGGGUUGGCUCAGAAGUUCACUUCCCUGGAGAUUGGAGAAAUAGAGAAAGGGAGAGAGAGAGUGCGAGGGGCGAGAGUGAGUGUGGACGAACAGACCAAGAUGGCCAAGAUGGCCAAGAUGACCAAGAUGCCAGCUUCUUCUGGGCCAGAAGUGCUCACCAGCUUCCUACUUCUUCUGGCCUUGGUGGAGGUCCCUGGCGUGAGGUGCCUGUCUUUUAAACACUGUGCCGGGCAUUACUAUCAGAAGGACUCCCUCACCUGCAUACGCCAGGGAAUCAGGACCCUGGACCAGGCUGUUAGAGACCUCCCUACCUACACCAGGGUUCUCAACAUUUCCGACAACAGGAUCAGGCUUCUGCCGGCCAGAGGUCUGGAAAACCUGACGGCCUUGCAGCAUCUCAGACUGGAGCACAACCAGCUGAUGAGCAUCGAACCGCACGCCUUUUGGAGACUCGACGCCCUCCGGGAACUCAAUCUAUCCCACAACCAGUUGGUCUACCUGCAACCCGGCGCCUUUGAAUCCUUGCCCAACCUCACGGACUUGGUCCUCCGGGGGAACAGGUUGGCCAUUAUCUCCGGCGAGGUUGUCCGGCCCUUGGUGAGGCUCGCAAACCUGGACAUCUCCCACAACUGCUUCAGGAAUGUUUCCGCCGUGAUGGCUGCACUUGGACUGGCCCCGGCCCUGAGAAGCCUCAACCUCCAGGGUUCCUGCGUGGCCUCGUUCGAAGUCACCUCGCGUUUCCCCCCGCUAUUGAGUCUCUUGGUCCUCGCUAACAAUUCCAUCUCCGGGCUAAGCGGGGAGGCCGCUUUCUUCCGCAACAUUCGCCGCCUGGACUUGUCCAACUGCGGGCUGACCCGAGCCGGGAUCCUGACCUCGAUUGACUUCUCCAGUCUCGGCCACCUGGACAUCGGGGGCAACCCGAUGGAGCGAUCCCAGGUCAUCGAGGUAGUGAGGGACAUACGCGCUCCUCUGGUGAAUAUCACCCUCAGCAACUUAGAGCUGGAAACCAAGGAGACCCUACAUCUAGUGCGUGGGGUAUUACGGGAUAGAAAGGUUCACUCAGUCAUUCUGCAACAUAAUAGGUUUCAGGAUGUGAGUGGGGUUUUCAACCAGAGUGAUUCCAUCUUGUACGUGGACCUGUCCCAUAAUAAGAUUAAGAAGGCGAACUUAUUCACCUGUGUUGGUUCUCCCAGUAGCGUCCAGGUCUUGGUCCUUGACCAUAAUAACAUCCGGGAUGUCUCUCUGUGCGGAGAUGGUCCAAAUGGGAGCCGGCGGGGCCGUUGCCUGGAGAAUCUGCGCCAACUUUCCUUCCGAUACAACCGCAUCUCGGCCAUCGAGUCGCACGCCUUCCAGCAGGCCCCCAACUUGGAGCGCCUCUCCCUGGCUUUGAACGAGAUCAACUUCAUCAACACGACCGCCUUUGUCGGCCUGACCAAGCUCAAAUUCCUCUCCGUCACCAACAACUGCAUCGGGGAGAUCUUCAACACCACCUUCAGCCACGUCAGAACCCUGGAGCACCUGAAGAUGCGGAAUAACAGGAUACCGAUUGUCUACAGAGCCACAUACUCCACCCUCACAAGGCUGGUGACCUUGGAUUUGGGUGGCAACCACAUUGAGAUGAUCCACGCGCGCGGUUUCAGCGGGCUCCACUCUUUGGUCAGACUCUACUUGGACAAGAAUUGGUUGUCCUCCAUUUCGGCCGGGAUGUUCGAGGAGUUGCAGUCGCUUCAAGUGCUGGACUUGGCCAACAAUAAGUUGUCCUUCAAAGUGCCGCCCGGCUCCGCGCCGCCGUUCACCCAGCUCCCCAAACUCCGCAUGCUCAAGCUGCCCUCUCAGGUGUCCGUCGGCCCCAUGACUCUCCACCACGACCUCUUCCAGGGCCUCCGGCAGCUGAAGACGCUGGACAUCUCGGACAACAAGUUCACCACCCUCAACACGCUGCCCUUCCACCCGCUGGUCCAGCUGCAGUUCUUGCAGCUGAGCAACAUCUACCACGGCUUCCAGACCAUGCACAACGCUACCUUCGCAGGCCUGGUCAACCUCCGCGUCUUGAUGCUGGAGAACGUGGGCUUGGAGUCCAUCAGGGGAGUCCUCUUCGAGAACCUGAGCAGCCUCCGCACCCUGGUCCUCAAGAGCAACAUGGUCCACGUCAUCAGGGAGGGGGACAUCCCUCGGCUGCCCAACCUCGUCAACCUGGACCUGCAGGAAAACCCCAUCUCCUGCGUGUGUGACAACCUGUGGUUUCAGCGCUGGGCGGAGAGCAGCCAGGUGCAAGUGCCUUGGUUUUACCAGUACCCGUGCGUGGAUCCCAGGGAGAACGGGACGAGGCUGUUGGCCCAGUUCGACAGCCUGAUCUGCGACAACGGCUACGUGGUCUUCUGUUCGACGGCCCCCGCUCUCCUCGUCUUCCUGCUGGGCACCUUGGCGUACCACAAGGGCAAGUGGAACAUCCACUAUGGCUACUACCUCUUCCGGGCGUGGAUACGGGAGAAAGAGCUGAGCAGGUCGCACACACGUGGCCACCGCUACGACGCCUUUGUGUCCUACAAUUCCAAAGACGAGGACUGGGUCCUCGACCGACUGAUACAGCACCUCGAGUUAGAAGGGCCGCCCUUCCACCGCUUGUGUUUCCACCACAGGGAUUUCGCCGUGGGCAAGCCCAUCGUGGAGAACAUCGUGGAAGCCAUUUACAACAGCAAGAAGACUCUUUGCAUCAUCUCCAAGAACUAUCUCCAAAGCGAAUGGUGCUCCAUGGAGAUGAAGGUCGCCUUGUACAGACUCUUCGAUGAGCACAGUGAUGUCCUCAUCCUGGUCUUCCUGGAAGAGAUCCCAGCCCACGUCCUCUCUUCCUACCACCACCUCCGCAAGUUGGUGCGGGGGAAAACCUACAUCAACUGGCCCACGGAUGAUGCGGGCCAGAAACUCUUCUGGGCCAAGUUAAGGGACGCCCUCCAGGCACAUGGACCUCCUGCUGGAGAACAGGACCACCCACUUAUCCGACACGCAAGCUUGCUGCGCUAAUUUCUUCCCAGGUGAACAGUGAAGGAGCUGCUGCCUCACAGCGCCAGAGACCCGGGUUCGAUCCUGACCACCUAACGGAGUUUGUACCUUCUCCCUGUGACCUGCGUGGGUUUUCUCCGGGUGCUCCGGUUUCCUCCCACACUCCAAAGGCGUGCAGGUUUGUAGGCGAAUCGGCUUUGGUAUCAUUGUAAAAUGUCCCUGGUGUGUGUAGGGUACUCAUAUAGUCAUAGAGUGACACAGCGUGGAAACAGGCCCUUCGACCCAACUUGCCCACACCGCCCAACAUGUCUCAGCUACACUAGUCCCACAUGCCAGCAUUUGGUCCAUAUCCCUCCAAACCUGUCCUAUGCAUAUACCUGUCUAACUGCUUCUUAAACGUUGGGAUAGUCCCAGCCUCAACUACCUCCCCUGGCAGCUCGUUCUAUACACCCACCACCCUUUGUGUGAAAAAGUUACCCCUCACAGAUUCCUAUUAAAUCUUUUCCUCUUCACCUUAAACCUAUUUCCUCUGGUCCUUGAUUCCCCUACUCUGGGCAAGAGAUUCUGUGCAUCUACCCGAUCUUUUCCCCUCAUGAUCUAUACACCUCUAUAAGAUCACCCCUCAUCCUCCUGCGCUCCAAGGAAUAGAGUCCCAGCCUACUCAAAUGUUAGUGUGCGGGGAUCGCUGGUGGUACAGACUCGGUGGGCCGAAGGGCCUGUUUCCAUGCUGUAUCUCUAAACUAAACUAAACAUAGCUGCCCCGUCAUCUAAAAAGAAACAAAACUACUGGAGGGACUCUGUGGGUCAGUCAGCAUCUGUGGAGAGAAGAGGACAGAUAAUGGAUCAGGACUAGACCUUUCUUCAGGCUAUUGCAGUGGAGGAGUGUUAGAUUUAGUUUUUAGUUCUAGUCACAGUUGAAGGAUAAGGGGGAAGUCUUUUAGGACUGAGAUGAGAAAAACAUUUUUCACACAGAGAGUGGUGAAUCUGUGGAAUUCUCUGCCACAGAAGGUAGUUGAGGCCACAGUUCAUUGGCUAUAUUUAAGAGGGAGUUAGAUGUGGCCCUUGUGGCUAAAGGGAUCAGGGGGUAUGGAGAGAAGGCAGGUACAGGAUACUGAGUUGGAUGAUCAGCCAUGAUCAUAUUGAAUGGCGGUGCAGGCUCGAAGGGCCGAAUGGCCUACUCCUGCACCUAAUUUCUAUGUUUAGUUUUAGUUUUAGAGAUACAGCAGGGAAAUAGGCCCCUCCGCUCACUGAAUCUGCUCCAACGAACAAUCCCCGCACACUUGUUCUAUCCUACAUGCCAGGGGCAAUUUACAGAAGCCAAUUAAC